AUGCUUUCUCUUCGCGACGGGAGGAAAUUGAUUGGCGUACUUCGAAGCUGGGAUCAGUUCGCAAACCUCGUCCUCCAAUCAACAACAGAACGCAUAUUUGUCCCUCGACCCAACCCCGACCCCAGCGACGGUCUACCCCUUGGGUACUUUGCCGACAUCCCGCACGGCGUGUUCCUCGUAAGGGGCGAGAACGUCCUUCUCCUGGGGGAGAUUGACCUUGACCGGGACGACGACGCGCCGCCCGGUUACGAGCGCGCCGAUGUCAAGGAGGUCAAGAGGCUGGCUGAGGAGAAGAAGGCGGAGGACAGGACGAGGGAGAAAGCUAGGCUGGCGAAGUUGACGAGGAUAGGGUUCGAAGGUGAGAAUCCCGGGGAUAUGGCCUUGUAG
Molecule: messenger RNA, 387 nt
Organism: Geosmithia morbida
Lineage: Eukaryota; Fungi; Ascomycota; Sordariomycetes; Hypocreales; Bionectriaceae
Product: U6 snRNA-associated Sm-like protein LSm1
Exons: 2
Coding region: 1-387 (128 amino acids)
Biological process (GO): deadenylation-dependent decapping of nuclear-transcribed mRNA
Cellular component (GO): P-body; Lsm1-7-Pat1 complex
Molecular function (GO): RNA cap binding
Source: RefSeq, a predicted model, not a curated record